CGAAAACCUCAAACACGGACAUCAAGGUUGCGGAGGACCACGGCAGCAGCGGCGACAGCAGCGCAGCAACCAAUUGAAGUGGGCUGACAGCGAGCUGCUGCGCGACACAAUGCCUCACUCAGAGUCCGACCGCCCAUCAACCAAACGCCAGAAGCUCGAUGGGGUUGUCAAGGCGCCCCCGGCGGCCAAACGCGGCUCAACCAUCUUCGCGCCGUUCCGGACCAUCGGCCUAGUGUCCCCUACCGCCGUGCCCUUCUCGUCGAUCCCCCUCGGCAAGACCACCUUCCAGAUCACCACCUCCGUCGGGCGCGCCCUGCAGACGUACGACCUAAAGCGCGGCCUCAACCUCGUCUUCGUCACUCGCCCCCAGACGCCCGCCGACAUCACCGCCACCCAUGCGUGGAAGGAGAAGGUCUAUGCCGCCUGGGGCGACCCGCGCUCCGGCGAGCCCCAAGGUCUGUGGGCCUUCCAGCGCGGCAAGAAGGCUGCCGAACUGCCGCUGCCCGCCGACCUGGACCAGCCCAUCAAGCAGAUCCUGAUCUUUGGCUCGUGGAUCGUCGCCUGCGCGCUGACGAGGAUCGAGGUGUUCAAGUCGGCCACAUUGGAGCACUACACGACCAUCUUCACCGCCGCCGCCAAGAAGGGCGACAACGAGAUCACGGGCGGCGUCUGCAACAUGCCCACCUUCCUUAACAAGAUCUUUGUCGGCCGCAAGGACGGCUGGGUCGAGAUCUGGAAUGUCAGCACGGGCAAGCUGAUCUACACCAUCCUUCCGCCAUCCCGAGAGUGCGGCGCCGUGACCUGUCUCCAGCCCAGUACGGCCCUGUCGCUGCUGGCCAUUGCCUACUCCGAGGGCCCCCUCGUCAUCCAAAACGUGCUCACGGACAAGCCGGUGUUGCAAUUGAUGGCGGGGACCGAAGAUGCCCCGGUUACGUGCGUAUCGUUUCGCAGCGACGGUCAAGGAGCCGGUCAGGACGGCAGGAAAGACGGUGUCAUGGCAACGGCGACAAGUGUCAGCGGCGACGUUACCUUCUGGGAUCUCAACAAGGGCGGGCGAAUCAUGGGCGUUCUCCGAGGCGCGCACAACCCGCCUUCGCACAACAAGGACGUUCGAGGAGGUGUCAGCAAGAUCGAGUUCCUGCCGGGGCAGCCCGUCAUUGUCACGAGCGGCCUCGACAACUCGCUCAAGUCGUGGAUAUUUGACGAAUCGCCGUUCUCGCCGAUCCCGCGCAUCUUGCACAUGCGGAGCGGCCACGCGGCUCCUGUCCGCUGUCUGCAGUUCCUACCCUCUGACUUCGACGGUGCGGAGGGCGGCAACAAGUGGCUGCUCAGCGGUGGCCGCGACAGGAGUUUGUGGGGCUGGAGUCUGCGCCGUGAUGGUCAGAGCACCGAGCUCAGCCAGGGCGCUAUCCGCAAGAAGGCCAGGAAGAUGGGCCUGCUGGCUGCCGGUUCGCUCUCGCACGGGCCGACCACGACGUUGGACGAUCUCAAGGCGCCGGAAAUUACCUGCAUCGCGUCUUCGCUUAACCGCGACGGCGGCAUCGGCGCCAUACCGGGGAAGCAAAUGAUUUGGGAUAAGGGCAACGACAAAAAUAAGCCCACCAGCGCCGAGCUUAGCGGCGCGACGGGCUGGGAGAGUGUCGUCACGGCCCACAAAGACGAUCCCUGGGCGCGUACCUGGUUCUGGGGCAGGAAAAGAGCUGGCCGGUGGGCUUUCAAGACGGGCGACGGGGAGAGCGUGUCGACGGUCGCCAUGAGCUCGUGCGGCAGUUUCGCCCUGGUCGGCUCCGCUGGGGGCAGCAUCGACAUGUACAAUCUGCAGUCUGGACGCCAUCGCCAACGGUUCCCAUCGAGACUCACGCCGGCGCAGCUGCGGCAGCUGAAAAUGCAGCAGCUGAAGGCGCUGGAUGAAGUCAACAAACUGCAGACGCACUCCAAGCCUACGUUCGCUCCAGGCACCGGGAGGCACUCCAAGGCGGUGACAGGCAUUGUCGUCGACCCGCUCAACAGGACCGUCAUCUCGUGCUCGCUUGACGGCAAGAUCAAGUUCUGGGACUUCGUCACGGGCAACCUCGUCGACGAGAUCGACUGGGCGCCCAUGACCAAGAUCACCGCCUGCCGCUACCACCCAGGCAACGACCUUAUCGCCUUUGCUUGCGACGACCACUCGAUCCGGGUAGUUGAUGUGGAAACCAAACAGACCAUCCGCGAGCUCUGGGGCUGCCGCGGGGACAUCAACGACUUUUGCUUCUCGAACGAUGGGAGGUGGAUCAUCGCCGCCUCGCAGGACUCCGUCAUCCGCGUCUGGGACCUGCCCACAAGCCACUUGAUCGAUGCGUUCCGGCUGGAGAAACCCUGCACGGCUCUCGCCUUCUCCGCCACCGGCGAGUACCUCGCCGGGGCGGUCGAGGGCGAUCUCGGCGUGCAAAUCUGGACGAACAGGACGCUCUUCAAGCACGUCCCGACCCGGCAGAUUUCCGAUAAAGAGAUAGGCCAGGUCGCCGCGCCCACAGCGUCCGGUGAAGGCGGGCAGGGCCUGAUCGAAGCCGCGUUUGAGGCAGAGGCCGAGGAGCAACCCGAAGACGACGGCGUCACGGCGCCGGUGAUCGACCAGCUCUCGUCCGACAUGAUGACGCUCAGCCUGGUGCCCAAGAGCCGCUGGCAGACGCUGCUGCACAUCGACCUGAUCAAGGCGCGGAACAAGCCCAAGGAGCCGCCCAAGGCGCCCGAGAAGGCGCCGUUCUUCCUCCCCUCGUUGGGAGGGCCCAAUCCCCUGGUCCCUCCUCCCGCGGCAGACUCCAAGGACAAGCAAGAAGGAAAGAGCGCGAGCGGCGCGUCCAGGAUAACGCAGCUCGACCGCACGCGGAACCAGCAGGCCUUGACGUCCAAACUCUUGGCCUGCGGCGCGUCAGGAGACUACACGCCCUUCAUAGAGCACCUCAAAUCCCUCCCGCCGUCGGCGGCCGACCUGGAGCUGCGCUCGCUAUCGCCCGGCAACGGCGACGACGACCCCGCCACCAACGAGCUGCUGCACUUCGUCCGCGCGCUGACCGCCCGCCUGGCCGCCCGCCGCGACUACGAGCUGACGCAGGCCUGGAUGGCCGUCUUCCUGCGCCUGCACUUCGACCUGGUCGUGGCCAGCCCGCCGCUGCUGGCGGCGCUGCGCGAGUGGAGGGCGCUGCAGGCCCGGGAGCGCGAUAGGCUCGAUGAGCUGCUCGGGUAUUGUGGCGGGGUGGUCGGGUUUUUGAGGAGUCCUAGGACGUAGGUAAUGAGGACGUGUGUUGUUGUGCUGUUACUGCUGGUACUUGCUGUGUGGGUUGUGGGGUUGUGGGAGAUGUCGGGUUGGUUUGGUGGGAUAGUUGGCGGGUUUCUAAAAUAAGGGAGUCUAUUGCGAGCAAAGCGUCUGGGGUAACUACCUAGCUAUCUCUCGCUCCCUUGUCUGGGGUAACUACCUAGCUAUCUCUCGCUCCCUUGAAGUGAGGCGGCGUCGUCGAAG
Thermothielavioides terrestris NRRL 8126 is the source of this 3496-nucleotide messenger RNA. RefSeq lists its product as uncharacterized. Gene Ontology annotation, molecular function: protein binding. NCBI's taxonomy places the organism in Eukaryota, Fungi, Ascomycota, Sordariomycetes, Sordariales, Chaetomiaceae. The transcript is spliced from 3 exons. Gene Ontology annotation, cellular component: Pwp2p-containing subcomplex of 90S preribosome; small-subunit processome. Bases 110 to 3265 code for a protein of 1051 amino acids. Gene Ontology annotation, biological process: rRNA processing. The record is from RefSeq and is a predicted model, not a curated record.